Molecule: messenger RNA, 1553 nt
Organism: Cydia amplana
Lineage: Eukaryota; Metazoa; Arthropoda; Insecta; Lepidoptera; Tortricidae
Exons: 5
Coding region: 331-912 (193 amino acids)
Source: RefSeq, a predicted model, not a curated record
UUCAAAAGCCAGACGGACCUUAACGUAGGAACGUUCAAAUAGGAAGUUACGCAAAUCCGCAAAGGAUCCCGAAACCGUUCGCCGAAAGUCGUGACGUAGCGACAGCUGUGUAAACUGCAUGCCGCGGCAUCGCCGUGACGCAACCGACGAGCCUCCACCGCUGACUCAGCCGCAGGCUUAUAACACAAACUCGCCGCCUUCCACACCAUACCUCCACAGACCGUCGAACGAGAAACACGUAACUAAUACAAGUGUCAGUGAUAAGUUGAUAACUUACGACGUGCAAGUGACUAGCUAGUAACCAGUGAGAUUUGUGAAACAUUAAAAAAAAUGGAGAAGUUAUUCAUGGUUUUGGUGCUUUUUGUGAUUGUGAGGGCGGUGGAGAACAGACACCACCCAAAGUUUGGCAGGAGUUACGAGGAGCAUGAAGUCCCGCCUCUGAAGAAAGUAUCCUGUAGCAGUGGCUCAAGUGAGAGGAGUGCCCUAAUUGAAGAUGCUCGUUGCGGAGCACCCCGGGAAGUUUUCGUUGUACUUAAACCAAAAGCAGCUCACGAAGAGAUCCACCCGGGCGCCGUGUGGGUCAAACGCUGCGUCGGCCUCUGCGACCACGUGGGCUCAGACUCCAAAUGCGUUCCUCGAGAGACCACCAUACGUCAUAUACCAAUAAAGAUUACCAACAUGAAGACUGGGAAGGAGUCGUGUUCUUUGUACGAGUUGGAGGAGCACUUGUCAUGCCAGUGCUGCACGGGCAGCCCCGAGAGCUGUGCGGCGAGUGGUCGGGUGUUCAACCCUCGUAAGUGCGCCUGCCAAUGUCCAAAUCUCGAGGAGCGCCGCAAGUGCCUCGCAAAGAACCCGAAUAUGCGGUGGAAUCGUUCUAAAUGCGCUUGUGAAGAGCGAAGACGGACGAUAUAAGUGAUAGAGCCGCGAAUAUUCUGGAAUUCUGGAAGAAACUCGAAGCUACUAUGAGUUUGACUACAGUAGUGGCGGAGGAACGUGAACUAAAGACUUAUAAAAGUGACCUUAGUUGUAUUGCCGACUGAUAAAAGUGUCUUAUAACAUAAGUAGUAUAAGUCUCAACAGUAUUAUAGAGUAGGUAAGCUAUUUAUUUCUCUAGGUUUAUAUUAUGGGGCCAAAUGGUGCUGUGAGCUCAAUAUGUUCCAAGACCUUGGUCUGUAUUUAAUGUAUGCACCGUACGAAUGUUUGUAAGUCUGUUAUGUCUGGGGUUUGAAAAGUAUUUGUCUCCUAGACAUCACUGUUCAGUAUUUGUUUAUUAUAGUUAAUGGCGUAAAUAUGGUUUACGCAAUUCCUAUGUUGUGAUAUUUAUAGCUAUUCCAAUGUUAGGUUUAAGAUAAUUUAAUGUGACUAUUACUUUAAAGUAUUCGGUCUAGUCUAGUCAUAGGACAUGUACUUAAUUUAUUGUUUUGUAUCAUAUCAGGGAAUGUCUCGAUUUUUUAAAUCAGCUCUCUUAAUUGUGUAAUUUUUGUAUUUUAAGUUUAAGUUCGUGUUGGAGGCCUAGUCCUUGGUGCCAAAGGCAUGUAAUCUCAUAGAUUUAA